AUGGCCGACCAUGACGCAGUGGCUCAGGUUGAAAAUGAAGAUGAAAAACAGGAACAUGAUGUUUUGCCUGCUGAUAACGAUGACAUUGUAGAAGAGGGUAGCCAGGCUGAUGCACCUAAGAAGAAGAAAAAGAAGAAGAAAAAGAAAAAGACAGAUGCUGAAGCUCCUGAUGUAGAACAAGACGAAGGAUCCAAGAAAGCUGUUAAUGACAUCGCAGAAAAAUUGGAAGGACAUACCCUUAAUGGAGAUGCUGCAGAAGGCGAAGACCAGACUAGUGGAGAAUCUGUGGUCAAGAAGAAGAAGAAAAAGAAGAAGAAGGGAGGAAAACAGCAGACAGAUCCCCCAUCAAUACCAAUCUCAGAACUGUUUCCUGAUGGUAACUACCCUGAAGGGCAGGUGACAGAAUAUCCACCAUUGAAGGAUGACCGAACUGCCAAAGACAGAUUCACAAGUGAAGAGAAGAAAGCAUUAGAUAGAGCUAACAUAGAAGUGUACCAAGAAAUACGACAGGCAGCAGAAGCUCACAGACAGACACGAAUGUAUAUGCAGAACUACAUAAAACCAGGGAUGACAAUGAUACAUAUCUGUGAAACACUUGAAAAUAUGGCGAGGAAGCUAAUUAAUGAGAAAGGCCUGGAAGCAGGACUAGCGUUCCCCACUGGCUGCUCCAUUAAUCAUUGUGCUGCCCAUUACACACCCAAUGCUGGUGACCCAACAGUCCUACAGUAUGAUGAUGUGUGUAAGAUAGAUUUUGGUACACACAUAAAUGGUAGGAUCAUUGACUGUGCUUUCACACUCACAUUCAACCCAAAGUUUGACCGCCUAAAACAGGCUGUACAAGAUGCAACCAAUACAGGGAUCAAGGAAGCUGGCAUAGAUGUACGUCUCUGUGAUAUUGGUGAGUCCAUCCAGGAAGUGAUGGAAUCUUACGAAGUUGACUUGGACGGGAAGACAUACCAGGUGAAAGCUAUCAGGAACCUAAAUGGUCAUUCUAUCGGGCCAUACAGAAUACAUGCCGGAAAAACUGUUCCCAUUGUGAAAGGAGGGGAAGCAACCAAAAUGGAGGAAAUGGAAUUCUAUGCAAUUGAGACGUUCGGUAGUACAGGAAAAGGAAUGGUACAUGACGAUAUGGAAACAUCACAUUACAUGAAAAACUUUGAAGUAGGGCAUGUUCCUCUCAGGGUCCAAAAAUCUAAGCAUCUAUUGAAUGUGAUCAACCAGAAUUUCAGCACGUUAGCAUUUUGUCGUAGAUGGCUAGACCGAAUUGGAGAGACCAAAUAUCUAAUAGCUCUUAAAAAUCUCUGUGACGUUGGCAUCAUCGAUGCAUACCCUCCUCUGUGUGAUAUAAAGGGCUGCUACACAGCUCAGUUUGAACACACAAUACUGUUACGACCGACAUGUAAAGAAAUCAUCAGUCGAGGUCCUGACUACUAAACCUGGGUAGUUUUAGCACUGUGUUCAGGGCGGUGCAUACUUAUAGGUGUGUAAAACAUUGCCCAAAUAUCUUUAUUGGUUAUGAGAGAUAGUGCAAAGUCAGCAUUAAGUGACUGCUGUGAUCGAACUUGUGGAAGAAAGUGCUGUAAUGACUAUAUGUUGAUAUCCUUUAGUGCUAUCAUUACUUUGGCUCCCGCUGCUGAUGAUAAGGACAGGACGUCCAGGUGGAGUAUUAUCCCAGAAAUCUUGUGGAUAUAGAUGUCGGAUGGAAAUAACUCAGUAUCUUGCAAAAUUAGUUGCCUUUUUUUUUCUUUUUUGUUUUUUGUUUUUGUUAAAAGAGGAAACAGAAAAUUGGAAUAAAUGUGCCAUAAGGGAUAACUUUCAGGGAAACAAAUUGAAAUCCUUAAAACCUUCAAUACCUUUUCCCAAAAUGCUUGUGGCAGGUGGAGACUAUUUUUAUGAAGAAAAGAAUUUAAAGAAAAAAUUAGACUUUAACCUUGUAAACUUGAUAUUACAAAUGUAUUCUAUAUGAUUUAGUUUAACAUUAUGCCAGGUGCAUUGAUGCCUCUGUGUAUGUUAUUUAAAUAUAAUGCACAACUAGCUGUUUUUGAGGACUUUUGAGAGAUAUAUUGUAUUACAGUAUAGUGAAACUUAACAUACAUACCAUGUAUGAGACCGAAAUAUUCAGUCAAAUAAAACAAAAAAAAUCAGAAAAAAUAAAAAAUAGAUGUAGUAGCAUUUGAGCUGCAAAAUCAUGUUCAACACUUUGGAAAGUUAUACAUUCAUCAGGUUUGCCCAAAUUGCAUCUAGAUCUGUAUUUAUUUUUUAUACUCUGAACAUCUUUUGAAAAGACAACUUUCCAGGAAGACAAUUUAGAAAAUAGAAGUUUAUCCUGCUUUGGUCGUUUUGUUUUGUUCUUUCCUCGGGCAUAGAACUCAUUGUGUGUCAAGAAAACAUUUAGGAUCUAGACAGUAUGAUCUGGCAAUGACAACGAAAGCUGUACAGAUGAAUGUCGAUUCUAUCACCUAGUAUUCAUCCUACCUGACUUCUUAUUUAAGGAAGACAUACAGUGUGUGCCUCCAAGUCUACCUGGCUUUUGAUAUUAAAGAAGAUAAAAUAUUCAA
Ylistrum balloti is the source of this 2558-nucleotide messenger RNA. RefSeq names its product methionine aminopeptidase 2-like. Bases 1 to 1434 code for a protein of 477 amino acids. NCBI's taxonomy places the organism in Eukaryota, Metazoa, Mollusca, Bivalvia, Pectinida, Pectinidae. The transcript is spliced from 12 exons. Gene Ontology annotation, molecular function: metalloaminopeptidase activity. Gene Ontology annotation, biological process: proteolysis. The record is from RefSeq and is a predicted model, not a curated record.